Molecule: messenger RNA, 461 nt
Organism: Staurois parvus
Lineage: Eukaryota; Metazoa; Chordata; Amphibia; Anura; Ranidae
Source: the annotation of a GenBank genome assembly
GGUGCGCUGUGUCCCUCGGACACAGCGGAUCACCGAUCACAGAAAGAGCUGAAGAUGUCGGCUCGGUCAUGUGAUCAGCUGUGUCCAAUCACAGCUGAUCACAUCUGUCACGCUGAUCAUCAGUGUGCCCUGAUGAUCAGUGUAGCCCCAGCAGUGCCACCUGUCAGUGUCCAUCAGUACCUUAUGUCAGUGCUCAUCAGUGCCUCGUGCCAGUGCCCAUCAGUACCACAUCAAUGCCACAUCUCAGUGUCUACCAGUGCACAUAAAUGCCACAUAUCAGUGCCCAUCUGAGCUGCCUUUCAGUGUCACCCAUCAAUGCCAGUCAGUACCACCUAUCAAUGCCAAUCAGUGCAAUCUAUCAGUGCUGCCAAUCAGUGCCGCCUAUCAGUGCCAGUCAGUACCGCCUAACAGUGCCAGUCAGUGCAGCCUAUUAGUGCCAGUCAGUGCAGCCUAUCAGUGCC